Messenger RNA from Hemiscyllium ocellatum (epaulette shark), 1876 nucleotides. It is a transcript of the gene galk2, whose product is annotated as galactokinase 2. The transcript is spliced from 10 exons. Gene Ontology annotation, cellular component: cytoplasm; cytosol. Gene Ontology annotation, molecular function: ATP binding; galactokinase activity. Bases 322 to 1698 code for a protein of 458 amino acids. The record is from RefSeq and is a predicted model, not a curated record. Lineage: Eukaryota; Metazoa; Chordata; Chondrichthyes; Orectolobiformes; Hemiscylliidae. Gene Ontology annotation, biological process: carbohydrate phosphorylation; galactose metabolic process.
UGAGUGGGACACACACUCCCAGCAAUCAAGUGCACGAGUUGUACAGUUGCAGUUGUUCAGGUGUUGGGUAUGAAGAAAAUGCUUUAAAGGGGAGCUGUUGGAUUUGAGAUCACUUUGUGUCAGUCCUUCCUCCCCUCUCUCUCUCGUUGAGAAACACCUGACAAUGUCGGCCCCGUUCCGCGGUGGGUGUGUGCAGGUUGUUGGGAUGUCAGCAGGAUAUCCGUGAUGAGCGGAACUGGGACUCUCUGGAGCUGCGACAAACGCCCAGAAAUCUGUUUAUUUCCCCAGCUACAAAUCCAGGGAAAGGGUAGUUGAGGAAGAAUGGUGGAUAAGGCGACUCCUCCCCAAGAGCCGGUUUUGGUGGCUGACAGUGAAAGGUUUACGAAACUAAAAGAUGCAUUUAUAUCUAAAUAUGGUGCCCCACCUGCAUUUUAUGCACGAGCUCCUGGACGAGUCAAUUUAAUUGGUGAACACAUUGAUUACUGUGGUUAUGCUGUGCUUCCAAUGGCUUUGGAACAAGAUAUCUUGGCAGCUGUCACACCAACACAAACAAACCUCAUCCAGCUGGCAAACACUAACCCCGUAUACCUGGACUAUCAUGUUCACAUAAGUGAGAUCCAUAUUGAGACAGCUAAACCUCAAUGGUAUCACUACUUUCUUUGUGGAUUUAAAGGGAUUCAGGAACAUUUCGACAUCAUUGCCAGUGGAAUGAACUGUGUGGUGGAUGGGACAGUCCCACCCAGCUCAGGACUCUCUAGUUCCAGUGCGUUGGUUUGCUGUGCAGGUCUCGUUACAAUGGUUGCUAAUCAGAAGGUUCUGUCAAAGGUGGAAAUUGCAGAGAUCUGUGCAAAGUGUGAGCGAUACAUUGGCACUGAAGGUGGGGGUAUGGACCAGUCGAUUUCAUUCCUGGCAGAGAAAGGAACGGCCAAGUUGAUUGAAUUCAACCCACUUCGUGCCACCAAUGUAAAACUUCCAAAAGAAGCUGUGUUUGUGAUCGCGAACAGUUGCAUAGAAAUGAAUAAAGCUGCAACAGCUCACUACAAUAUCAGAGUUGUGGAAUGUCGACUUGCAACAAAAAUACUAGCAAAAGCAAAAGGUGUCAAGUGGGAGAAACUGUUAAAAUUGGGAGACUUACAAACUGAACUGGGAGUCAAUCUGGAGACAAUGAUUUCAACUGUGGAGCAAACUCUGCAUCCAGAACCUUACAGCAGAGAGGAGGUUUGUCAACAUCUUGGGAUCAGUCAAGAAGAGCUGUGCAGCACCAUCCUCAGCCAGAACACACAGCAUGUGACAACAUUCAAACUUUAUCAGCGCGCUAAGCAUGUUUACACUGAAGCUAGACGAGUUCUACAGUUCAAGAGAAUUUGUGAUGAGGCACCUGCCAAUGCAUUGCAAUUGUUGGGAGAGCUGAUGAAUCAAAGCCAUACCAGCUGUAGGGAUAUGUACGAGUGCAGCUGUCCAGAACUUGACCAGCUUGUGGACAUCUGUGUACAAUCUGGUGCUAUUGGCUCACGGUUAACUGGCGCUGGAUGGGGAGGUUGCACAGUGUCCAUUGUACCCACCGACAACUUGAAUAGCUUCCUGAUGAAAGUGCAAGAAGUCUAUUACAAAGCCGAUGUUCAAAGAGCAGCUUUACACACACGCAGCCUGUUUGCCACCCAGCCUGCAGGAGGAGCUGCAACUUACUAUGAGGCCUAAAUAACUGCAAGAUCUGUGGGAAUAAGGAGACCUUUCCACCCAAAACAAACUAGAGAGCUGGUCCGUUAGUUAUUGUUACUUUGAGUAAUUAAGACACAUUUAUUCAAAAUAAAUUUGAGAUGAUUACAAACAUUGCUUCUUCACAAUCCCUUGUUUAAUUUGUUCUUGAGACCAUAAC